Molecule: messenger RNA, 1807 nt
Organism: Physella acuta
Lineage: Eukaryota; Metazoa; Mollusca; Gastropoda; Physidae
Product: serine/threonine-protein phosphatase 2A catalytic subunit beta isoform-like
Molecular function (GO): protein serine/threonine phosphatase activity
Source: RefSeq, a predicted model, not a curated record
UAUAAUAAGGUGCAAACCAAAACAUAUGAAGCAUUUUAUGGUCAGAUUACAAAGUGUAGAAGAACAAGAGAUAUUCAUCAGCGUAGUUUUGAACACACUGCUAGAUGACAAUACUACGCUAACAAAACUCGGAGACUUGACAUAGUCUACAUCUUCAAUACGUCGUUUACUGCUCGCAUAGAGGGGUUUCUGUUGUAUUUCCGGUGUGAUGACAUAAGCCUGACUAAGAACUCAACACAAAAGCUCCAUAACACCUCAUUUGAAUCCAGGAUUAUGAAUUUCCGUAUUUGUUGACGUUUCUAAAAAAAAAAGUACUACCAAAAAGCUUUGAGUACUUGAACUAUAUAUCUUUGUGUAUGAGUUAACUCUCAAAAAGGAAAACGAAAAAAAAAUCUUUUCUUAAAAGACGGAGCAUACACGUUUAACAAGAAACAAUUUAAAAGAUCAAUUUGUUGAUGAAAUGUUUUGGUGACGAUGAUGAGAUAAUCCGGUAAUUAUGAGAUAAUCCACGGCUCGUGUCGUUAUCUCACCUCCCAGAGAUAUGAUUCAAACUUCGGCCUACUGACACCAGUUACGUUAUCUUCAAGAUUUAAACUAUUAUUUGUACGUUGCUUUGUUAAUUGUCUCAAUUAGUUUUGAUGAAUCAUUAUUUACGUUGGAACAAAAAUAAAUUUGAUUAUUAGAACACGCUAUAUAUUAUUUUAAUAAGCAACAAAGAACUAUAUUUUUUCAUAGUUUUCAUACUUCACAUUUAUUUAAAAAAGAAUUUACUUUUUAAUAAACGGUUUGAAACUAUUUAUUAAGAUUGUGAAUUGUUAUCCACACAUUUUAAUUAAUAAACCACUUCCACACAAAAUGGAUGUAAAGAUAUCAACAGACGUGGACGAGUGGAUAAAUGAACUAUACGAGUGCAGGCCCCUGAGCGAGGCUCAGGUUAAGUCCCUUUGCGACAAAGCCCGGGAGAUCUUGACCCGCGAGUCUAAUGUCCAGGCGGUCACGUGUCCGGUCACCGUCUGCGGGGACAUCCACGGCCAGUUCUACGACCUGCUGGAACUCUUCAAGGUCGGCGGUCGUCUGCCCAACACGAAUUACCUGUUCAUGGGGGACUACGUGGACAGGGGGUACCACUCGGUAGAGACGGUCUCACUUUUAGUGGCGCUCAAGGUUCGAUACCCAAACAGAAUCACCAUCCUCAGGGGCAACCACGAGUGCAGAAUGAGCACACAGGUCUACGGGUUUUACGACGAGUGUCUCCUCAAGUACGGCAACUCCAAUGUUUGGAAAUACUUCACCGAUCUGUUCGAUUACUUCCCUCUAACAGCUCUAGUCAACGGGACGAUAUUCUGCCUGCACGGCGGGUUAUCGCCCUCUAUCGACACGCUUGACCACAUCCGGGUUCUGGACAGGUUCCAGGAAGUCCCCCACGACGGGCCGAUCAGCGACCUGCUGUGGUCAGACCCGGAGGACCGGAACGGGUGGUCCAUGUCCCCGAGGGGGGCGGGCUUCAACUUCGGGGAGGACGUGUCGGAGGCGUUCAACCACUGCAACAGCCUCUCCCUAAUCUCCCGGGCCCACCAGAUGGUCAUGGAGGGCUACAACCUGUGCCACGGCGGUCACGUGAUCACCGUGUUCAGCGCCCCCAACUACUGCUACCGGUGCGGCAACCAGGCGGGGCUGAUGGAGGUCGAUGACCUUGGAAACACCCGGCUCACCCAGUUUGAGCAUGCGCCGAGCCAGAACCGGAACACGAAGUCCAAGGUCCUGCCAGACUAUUUUCUUUGACUCUGACUGCUCUGUUGGUUUUUUC